This is a messenger RNA of Amaranthus tricolor (Joseph's coat), 372 nucleotides long. RefSeq lists its product as uncharacterized. The record is from RefSeq and is a predicted model, not a curated record. The transcript has a single exon. NCBI's taxonomy places the organism in Eukaryota, Viridiplantae, Streptophyta, Magnoliopsida, Caryophyllales, Amaranthaceae. The coding region runs from base 1 to 372 and encodes 123 amino acids.
AUGCGGCAAGGCGCUACUGCUCUUCAGAAAUGCACUGCAGCCAUAAGGAUGUUAGCAUAUGGAUGUGCAGCUGAUCAAAUUGAUGAGUAUCUUAAACUUGGUGCUACAACGUCGAAGGAGUAUCUUACCCACUUUGUUGAUGGUAUAAUUGCGCAAUUUUCAGCAGAGUAUCUUCGAAAGCCAAAUACUGAAGAUCUCCAACGUCUUCUUAAAGAAAGUAAAGACAGAGGAUUUCUAGGUAUGAUAGGAAGCAUCGAUUGCAUGCAUUGGGAAUGGAAAAAUUGUCCUACAGGAUGGAAAAGGAUGUAUCAAGGAAGAUCUAGAACAACAACUGUAAUCUUAGAAGCCGUUGCUUCUAGAGAUUUAUACUAA